This is a messenger RNA of Camellia sinensis, 1980 nucleotides long. RefSeq names its product G-type lectin S-receptor-like serine/threonine-protein kinase LECRK3. The record is from RefSeq and is a predicted model, not a curated record. Gene Ontology annotation, molecular function: ATP binding; protein kinase activity. Lineage: Eukaryota; Viridiplantae; Streptophyta; Magnoliopsida; Ericales; Theaceae. Gene Ontology annotation, biological process: recognition of pollen; protein phosphorylation.
AUGUCUAUUAGCUCCAUAGAAGCUCAAAAAAAGACCUCCAAUCUAAUAAGUUUGGGUUCUUUUCUGUCCCCUCUCAGCAAACCCAAUUCAUGGCUGUCACCUUCAGGCCUUUUCGCAUUCGGUUUCUACCCAGAAAGGAAUGGAUUUGCAGUAGGAAUAUGGAUAAUUGGGAACCCAAACAACACCGUUGUCUGGACUGCAAAUCGAGAUUACCCUCCUGUGUCCUCAAACUCCACAAUUGAGUUCACCAGAGACGGUAGGCUCAUUCUAAACCAUACUCAGCAAGGCACAGAGUUGGCUAUUGCUGAUUUCACUACUCUGAGUCGUGUCCUCUCUGCUUCAAUGCUCGACUCUGGCAAUUUUCUAAUCUACAACAACGAUUCUUCUGUUAUUUGGCAAAGCUGUGAUUUCCCAACUGACACCAUAUUAGGAAACCAAACUCUCUUCCAUGGUCAGCGACUAGUUUCUAGUGCAUCAAGCUCCUUCGACCACUCAAGUGGUCGUUAUCGUCUUCAAAUGCAGGUUGAUGGUAAUCUCGUUGCCUUCCCAAUAAACUGUUCCGACUCGGAUUUUGCCUACGCUUCUGCUUCAGAAAGUUCACUCCUAGGAGUAAAUGGCUACUACAACUUGACUAUUACUAUUAGUAGUCUUCGACUACUCACUUUGGCGAAGGCCUCUGCCUCCGGUGCCUCCCCCCUUGUCAUAAUUUACCGUGCAACGCUUGACGAUGAUGGGAUUUUUAGGUUGUAUUCACACAGAUUUGCAAGCCAUAGUACGAGCUCAAACGUGUUGAUUGAGUGGUCUAUGUUGCAGGAUCACUGCAAAGUCUAUGGUUUCUGCGGAUUCAACAGUUACUGCUCAAUCACAACCGGCACACAAGCUGACUGCUAUUGUUAUCCUGGUUUUGUUCUUGUCAACCCCAGUAAAAAAGCCCUGGGUUGCUACAUGAAUUUUACUGAACAACAUUGCAGAAACAAAGAAGGUUUUGGUUUAGUGAACAUUACGACUUCGGAGAAAUUGAGGUGGUUUGGCCUAGCUUACUCGAUUGUACCAGCAAAUAACAAGGAAGAUUGCAAGAAAUCUUGCCUAGAAGAUUGUCGUUGUGGGGCAGCAAUGUAUGUUAGUGGGCAAUGCAACAAACAUAAGCUUCCACUGAGAUAUGGUACAAGAAACUUGAGCGAUUCUGAUACAUAUACAGCUUUUGUUAAGUUUACUUCAACAACAGCUCCUGCUAAAAUUCCAAAUCAAAUAGCCCCGGAUAGUCCAUCCGGUCCAACGGUUGUGACUGAAAACAAAGGGCAUCUUAUUUCAAUUCUUGCUGGAAGUUUGGGUUCCCUUGCAUGCCUAUGUAUUGUCAUUGCAAUAUCUAGUUUCUUUUGGUACAGGCACCGAGUUCACAAGUAUAAGAAGCUGUCGGACAAUGCAAAAUUAGGCCUAUCUAUUGAUGAGUUUGGUUUGCGAUCAUUUUCUUACAACGAGCUGGAAGAAGCGACACAAGGUUUCAGGGAAGAGAUGGGUAAGGGUUCUUCUGGAACAGUUUAUAAAGGAACUUUGGUAUCCGGAGGAGGUAACAAAAAUAUUGCGGUUAAGAGACUAGACAAUAUUGUGGAGGAAGAGGGAGACGUGGAGUUCCAGUUCCAAAUAGAGGUGACUGCAAUCAGGCGAACACAUCACAGGAACCUGGUUCGAUUACUUGGUUUUUGUGUGGAAGGCAGAAGGAAGCUUCUUGUUUAUGAGUACAUGAAUAAUGGCUCACUUGCGGAUGUUUUGUUCAAGGACGAUACGAGUCGACAUCCUGGUUGGAAAGAAACAGUGAAGAUUGCUCUUGAUAUCGCUAGAGGGAUUUUGUAUCUACAUGAGGAGUGUGAAGCCUGUAUCGUUCAUUGCGGUAUAAAGCCUCAAAACAUACUGAUGGAUGAUUCUUGGACUGCGAAGAUCUCUGAUUUCGGUAUAUCAAAGCUGUGGGGAUGUAUUUUCUGA